GGCCAUCAGUCUACCAUUGUGUCAGAUGCACUUUGAAACUCAGCCAUGGCAUCUGCACUUGCUCGGUUCAAUUGCAGCGCAAGAUGCUUGAGCCGGUCAGGCUGCUUGGCUCCGCUACAGAGGAGCGCAGGACAGGUCCGAGCUGCUGCGGGCUUUUGGGCCCCCCAUGGAAUGUACGGGGAGCCUGCACCGGACCCAACCAACGGUCGCGCAAGGUGGCACACGAGAGACGGCGACUUUGUCAACAAUUGGAAGAACAAGGAACAUCCGCCCUAUGGGGCACACAAUUCCCAAGAAUACGACGAGAAACACGGUCGUUGGUGGUGGCAGAAGAAGGAAGUCAUGCGUCCGAAACUAUACACCACCAUUGGCCAGCAUGCACGCAAACCUGGGCUUAGCAGGACAAUCGUCAGGUGGGCUGGUUGCACGCCAAAUUUUAAGAAGUUGAAACGGGAUGUAUAUAGAAAAAGAUGGCCCAAACCGGAGCACCUCAACUACCGCCUGUUUGCGGAGUUCUGCCUCAAGGAGUUCAAGAAAAGGACCCUUUUGGAGACGGCACAUACUCUACCUUUGUACGGUGCAGGCUGCAAGUUCUGGAGAGCGCCUGAUGAAACACAUGGAGAGACCAAGGGACAAUACUUCAUUGCCGACAAGGUGGAGUACAAGCUACGACCAAUCAAAGGAGAGAUCCGAGGAACACAAUACCUUUUUGGUCGACCAGCUCGUCAGGGCAUUGCACCCAUUGCCAAAUCCCUCGGGUCGUUGUGAUCUUGCUUUCGCAGUAUUUCGCAAGGAUUUAGUGUAUUGGCAUGGGAGUCAUGGCGCUUUGAAGCCCCAGCAGGAGCGCAUCCUUUGGUGUACCGCCCACCUUUUCCUACCUUCGACUCCAAAACGGAGGAAUGAAAAUGGAGCGACACUCGACGCUAGUUGAAGGGUAAAGAAUGGUAAAGAUGUGAAGUCAUUAGGAACAAAGGCAUCGCUACUAGGGGCUCCUGGCAUCGCUACUAGGAGCAAGGACGCUACUAGGGGCUCCUGGC
Messenger RNA from Durusdinium trenchii, 1037 nucleotides. The record is from the annotation of a GenBank genome assembly. NCBI's taxonomy places the organism in Eukaryota, Dinophyceae, Suessiales, Symbiodiniaceae.